Hydractinia symbiolongicarpus is the source of this 420-nucleotide messenger RNA. RefSeq names its product gremlin-1-like. The coding region runs from base 1 to 420 and encodes 139 amino acids. The record is from RefSeq and is a predicted model, not a curated record. Gene Ontology annotation, biological process: animal organ morphogenesis. Lineage: Eukaryota; Metazoa; Cnidaria; Hydrozoa; Anthoathecata; Hydractiniidae. The transcript has a single exon. Gene Ontology annotation, molecular function: receptor ligand activity; BMP binding.
AUGACUUCGUGUUUCUAUAUCUUUAUCAUACUCAUCAUGUUUGAGCGUUUAAAGAGUGAUGAGGAUUCGUUGAAAUCUUUGAAGUCAACAUCGAGUGAAUACCUGCUACCAAAAUCAAAAUUAACAGAAAUUAAAGGGAAUGAAAGUUGCAUGUCUGGAAGCUUCAGUCAACCUAUACUUAUAGAUGGUUGUAAACCAGUCUUUGUAACCAACAAAUAUUGUUUAGGCGCAUGCAAUUCCCUAUUUAUACCACAAACAGUUUUAAAUUUUAAAAGUUGCAAAGCGUGCGUACCUACAUCUUCGAAGUACACCAAUAUUACCCUUAAAUGUCGUGAUAAUGGAAAAAUAACCUUCAAAAAGAGACUUAUUACGGUGGUACACACAUGUGGAUGUCAAGAAGUUGAGUGUACAGGCAAAUAA